Molecule: messenger RNA, 405 nt
Organism: Epithele typhae
Lineage: Eukaryota; Fungi; Basidiomycota; Agaricomycetes; Polyporales; Epitheliaceae
Exons: 1
Coding region: 1-405 (134 amino acids)
Source: RefSeq, a predicted model, not a curated record
AUGUCCGACACCAAGACUCGCUAUUCAGUCCCGAAGCUAAUCUCCAACGGCUCCAACUGGGUCGUAUACAAGGACAAAUUCUUGGCGGUGUCCGGAGCGAAGGUCUUGACGAGGUUCAUAGACGGUACCGUCCGCAAACCCCCUCGUCCCAUCCCCUUCACCUGCGUCAAUCUGCAUAUUCCCCCGUCCACGACCACACCCGCGGGUGGUGCGUCCCCACCUCCCAUGACAGACAUGUAUUCCCACCUCGACGACGACAUGUACUUCAAGUUUGCGGAGACGGUGGACAAGAACUACGACGCUUGGGUCCAGAAGGAGGCCGACGCACGGGCGCUCUUGUACGAGAGCAUCCCCGACGAUGUCUACAUCAAUGUCCGCUCUCAGCCAACCACCGCCGAGGCCUAG